Messenger RNA from Sardina pilchardus (European sardine), 3465 nucleotides. RefSeq names its product procollagen-lysine, 2-oxoglutarate 5-dioxygenase 2 (gene plod2). Lineage: Eukaryota; Metazoa; Chordata; Actinopteri; Clupeiformes; Clupeidae. Gene Ontology annotation, cellular component: endoplasmic reticulum. The transcript has 20 exons. Gene Ontology annotation, molecular function: iron ion binding; procollagen-lysine 5-dioxygenase activity; L-ascorbic acid binding. Gene Ontology annotation, biological process: peptidyl-lysine hydroxylation. The record is from RefSeq and is a predicted model, not a curated record. Bases 224 to 2485 code for a protein of 753 amino acids.
ACAACUUUGUCGCUUCCUCUAACUCCCGGGCACCGUCCUCUCGGGAGAAGUUACCAUAAAGUUUUUCUUCAUUAUUUAAUUAUCGCGAGAGCCUUCAACCCCGAGGGUGUACGAACAAAGUGUGCACUGACCACUACCUAGUUGCCGAACGAGGGACAAACACACAGUGUGGCUUUACACUCUGACUUCUGUCCGGGAGGCAUACGAGACAGUGAGAGCGACGAUGGAGUACCCCCGGAGGCUUCUCUUAAUCUGGUUACUUGUUCAUGUAUUUGAUAACGUCCAUGGUUUGAACAAGAAUCAAGAUAUUCCUAAAGAGAAAUUGCUUGUACUCACUGUUGCCACUCAAGAAACCGAUGGCUUUCUUCGCUUCAUGCAGUCUGCAAACUACUUCAACUAUACAGUGAAGGUGCUGGGCAUGGGUGAGGACUGGAGAGGCGGAGACGUGGGCAGGUCCAUCGGCGGCGGGCAAAAAGUCAGACUACUGAAGGAGGCCAUGGAGAGCCUCGCCGACCAAGAGGACCUGGUGGUCUUGACCGUGGACAGCUAUGAUGUUAUCUUUGCUGGCAGCCCCGAAGAGCUGCUGAGGAAGUUUCAGCAGGCCAAUCACAAGGUUAUGUUUGCUGCCGAAGGCCUGAUUUGGCCCGAUAAGAAGCUCGUAGAGAAGUACCCUCCUGUUCGCAGUGGGAAGCGCUUCCUCAACUCUGGAGGCAUCGUCGGCUUCGCCCCCUACAUCAGCCGGCUCGUUAAGCAGUGGGACCUGCACGAUAAUGAUGAUGACCAGCUCUUCUACACCAAGCUUUACGUGGACCCUCGUCAGCGGGAGAGUUUAAACAUGACCCUGGAUCACAAGUGCCAGAUUUUCCAGAAUUUAAAUGGAGCAAUUGAUGAGGUUAUGCUCAAAUUCGCAACAGACAGGGUGCGUGUGAGGAACACCAUGUACGACACCCUCCCCGUGGUCGUUCACGGCAACAUCAACACUAAGAUUUACUUGAACCACUUGGCCAACUACGUACCCGAUGCCUGGAAUUACGAACAAGGCUGUGGCAACUGUGACCAGAACAUGAUGGACUUGUCUCAGGCCAACGAAUUCCCAAGCGUCACGGUUGGUAUAUUUAUCGAGCAGCCAACUCCAUUCCUGACUGAAUUCUUCCAGAGACUUCUUGACCUGGAUUAUCCGAAAGAUAAACUGAACAUCUUCAUCCACAACAACGAGGUUUAUCAUGAGAGGCACAUCCAGAAGUUCUGGGAGGACAACAAGAAUACGUUUGCAAGCUUCAAGGUUGUGGGGCCGGAGGAGUACUUGACUGAGGGCGAGGCGAGGAACAUGGGCAUGGAUCUGUGCCGGAAGGACGUGCAGUGUGACUACUACUUCAGUAUCGACGCCGACGUGCAGCUCACCAACAAGCAGACCCUGAAGGUCCUCAUCGAACAGAACAGGAAAAUAAUUGGUCCCCUUGUCACUCGCCAUGGCAAACUGUGGUCCAACUUCUGGGGAGCCCUUAGCUUGGAUGGUUAUUAUGCACGGUCAGAAGACUACAUUGACAUUGUGCAGGGCAAGCGUGCUGGCGUGUGGAACAUUCCAUUCAUGGCACAUAUUUACCUAGUGAAGGGUGAGGUGCUGCGUACAGAAAUGAAGGAGAAGAACUACUUUGUUCUGGAGAAACUGGACCCGGACAUGGCUCUGUGCCGAAAUGCCAGGGAGUUGACGAGACAGAGAGAAAAAGACUCUCCUUCUCCGGAAUCAUUCCAUAUGCUCAGGCCCCCCAAGGGGAUUUUCAUGUAUAUUACAAACCGCCAAGAGUUUGGAAGACUGAUAUCCACAGCUAACUAUAACACUUCGCACAGAAACAGCGACCUGUGGCAAAUCUUCCAGAACCCUGUGGACUGGAAGGCAAAAUACAUUCACCCAGACUAUGUGCGCAUCUUCACAGAGAACAUUCUGGAGCAGCCAUGUCCAGAUGUGUUCUGGUUCCCGGUGUUCUCGGACCUUCUCUGUGACGAGCUGGUGGAGGAAUUGGAAAGCUUCGGCUCAUGGUCCGGGGGCAAGCAUGAGGAUAAGCGUAUCACGGGCGGCUACGAGAGUGUCCCCACAGACGACAUCCACAUGAAGCAGAUCAACUACGACAAGGAGUGGCUUCACUUCAUCCGCGAGUUCAUCGCGCCCGUUACGCUCAAGGUCUUCUCUGGCUACUACACUAAGGCCUACGCCAUCAUGAACUUUGUGGUGAAGUACACCCCUGAAAGGCAAGCCUACCUGAGGCCCCACCAUGACUCCUCCACAUUCACCAUCAACAUCGCUCUCAAUAGCAAAGGAACUGACUUCCUGGGAGGGGGCUGCCGCUUCCACAGGUAUAACUGCUCCAUAGAUUCCCCGAGAAAAGGAUGGAGCUUCAUGCACCCCGGCCGCCUGACCCACCUCCACGAGGGGCUGCCCACCACCAACGGCACGCGCUACAUCGCAGUAUCAUUCAUUGACCCUUGAACCUCGCCUCUUUUUUUUUGACUUAGAUAAAAAAUAGAAUCUUUAUGAAAGUCUCAUGUGAGAGUGUGAAUAUUUUUUUUUUUGUAGCUGUAUUUCAUUUCUUUUCUUUUCUUUUUUCUUUUUUUUUUGUUAGACAGUUUUUUGAACUGCUGCAAUUUACUGUAAGAAUUCACGGGGAAAAAAACACAAUAGUGAAAAGUACUGCGCACACAAGCACACAGUCCGAAACGUCUUUCCAACCAAUCCCAUGUACUGUAGUACUGUCUGUCCGUUUCAACUUGUGUGUUAAGCAACACAAAUGGGAAAGACUAGACUCUUCUGUCAUCGCUGUUAGUCUUCCGGGCAGAAAUUGUCAAUGCUUCAUUCAAUACCAACAACCGAGGGAUGUCACGUCUCCCACUAAUGGCUGUAACAUAUCCAUCUCCAUCUGUCAUGAAUAUCAUAAGGUUGAAAAGUUCAACUGCUGUUGAGUCCACAAAAAGGUUUUGUCAGUUUUAUGUAGUUUUUUUGGGAUUUUUUUUUUUUUUUUUUAAUGUUUGAAGUUGUAACUGAUGUUCCUUGUGCUCCCUAUCUGUUCUUUUUCUCCACAGAAAAGAGCAUCGUUACUUGUGUGUAAAGAGAGAAAUGUUAUAUUUUUGUAAAUUUGCACAGCAGGAGAAAUACACAUGACAGCAGGAUUUAAUAUGAAUUCUGUUUUAAUGAAGUUCAAUUCCAAGUUUUACUUGAAAUGUUUUUCAUCACGAGAAAUACAUCUAAGCCCUUUGAAGGUUUCUGAACUGAAAACAUUGGUGGAGAUGCCUCAUGUUUACUUUCUCUGAAAGUUGUAGUAUGAAUGAACUUUGAGCCUCAGACCCGUGGAAUCUCUUAACUUAUUUUUGAAAUGGACGAAAAUGAUGAAAAAUAAAUAUUUUAAAGAAAUGUGAUAGUUGUACCCUCUGUUAGAUGCACUCUACACACAUGGACUGUUUUCUUUAUGAGGU